AUGCAACCAAAAUUCAAUUCACACAUUACACUUGCAGUUAUUUUAGUACUAGUAGUACUACUGUUGACUAUUAAUCCAACGAGGGCUCAUAUUUCAUGGGGAAAAUGUAAAGAUACCAUCAAGGCCAUGGAAAACUUUCAAUUGGCUCAAUUUACAGGAAAUUGGUUAGAAAUAGCCAAGUACAGAAAUUAUUACGAAAGAGGAGUUUGUCAAAAAAUAGAUUUCACAAUUAAUCCAAACAAUACAACUCAAAUUCUUGUCAAUGCCUCAGAGUAUAGGAAGGGGUCCUCUCGUUCUAUGAAUGCUACAGCAAGUGCAAUUUCUUCCGAUACUCCUGCUCAAUGGAUUCUCUCAGUAAAUGUUACUAGAAAGUGUAAGAAGAAACUAAUUCAUUACACAAUUGAAACUCCACUCAUGGUAUUAGAUACAGAUUAUUCAAAUUAUGCAAUUCUCUACUCUUGUAAGAAUACUAAAUUUGAACUUUUUCAUAAGGAAUAUUUGUGGAUUUUGGGAAGAAGAAUUGAUAGCAUUUCUGAAACAAUGAUGAAUGAUUUAUUUAACAAACUGAAAGAUUUAGAAAUUUCUAGAAAGUAUAUAAUGUUUUCAAGACAAAACUAUUGUUCAGUAAGAAGAAGAGGAAAGAAAGAUGAUUAA
Naegleria gruberi is the source of this 654-nucleotide messenger RNA. RefSeq lists its product as uncharacterized. The transcript has a single exon. Lineage: Eukaryota; Heterolobosea; Eutetramitea; Acrasida; Naegleriidae. Gene Ontology annotation, molecular function: pigment binding. The coding region runs from base 1 to 654 and encodes 217 amino acids. The record is from RefSeq and is a predicted model, not a curated record. Gene Ontology annotation, biological process: symbiont-mediated perturbation of host defenses.